Pediculus humanus corporis (human body louse) is the source of this 582-nucleotide messenger RNA. RefSeq lists its product as uncharacterized. NCBI's taxonomy places the organism in Eukaryota, Metazoa, Arthropoda, Insecta, Psocodea, Pediculidae. The transcript has 4 exons. The record is from RefSeq and is a predicted model, not a curated record. Bases 1 to 582 code for a protein of 193 amino acids.
AUGACUCUUUUUUCCUUUAUAAUUCCUAUACCAAUAAAAACAGCAAUAUUAACUAUUUUAUGUAAAAGAGGUUAUAUUGAAGAUUUGCAUACAUUUAAUUCAUUAAUAAAUCCCAGUAUAAUUGAGUUAGAUUUGAGCGAAUGCGAAGUUACAAAUGAUUUAUUGCAAAGUUUACACAAAUGUGUUCAUCUUCAAAAGCUGGAUCUUGCAUUAGCAAGAAAGCAAAAAAGAUUUAUAACCACAAAAAAAUUAAAUGAUGAUGUGAUUGAAAAAAUUACUAAGAAUUGUGCCAAACUCAAAGAACUUCAUAUUCCUCAUUCAUCAAUCACAGAUAUCAGUCUUAAAUGGAUUGGAAAUAAUUUAAAUAAUUUAUCUGUGUUAAACAUCUUGGGAACUCAGACCUUAGUUGAAAUUAACAUUGAUAAAUGCCCGAAUGUGACACUUCAAUCUAGUCUUGUCAUAGCGGAAAAACUUCCAAAUAUAAAAAUUUUUAAUUGUGGUUUUUUAGGAGAUGAUGGUAAAUUAGAUUCUGUUUUAAAUAAAAUGAUGGCUCAAGGAAAGCAAAUUUUUUGGACUUUAUAG